Lathyrus oleraceus (garden pea) is the source of this 1209-nucleotide messenger RNA. RefSeq lists its product as uncharacterized. NCBI's taxonomy places the organism in Eukaryota, Viridiplantae, Streptophyta, Magnoliopsida, Fabales, Fabaceae. The record is from RefSeq and is a predicted model, not a curated record. Bases 1 to 1209 code for a protein of 402 amino acids. Gene Ontology annotation, molecular function: nucleic acid binding; RNA-DNA hybrid ribonuclease activity. The transcript is spliced from 5 exons.
AUGCCUGUCAUCAAGAAAAACGGAACUCUUAGGAUUUGUAUAGAUUUCAGAGAACUAAAUAACGCCACGCCAAAGGAUGAGUACUCGAUGCUCGUGGCGGAAAUGCUAGUCGAUUCGGCCGCAGGUUUUGAAUGCCUGGGCUUGCUUGAUGGAUACUCUGGCUACAAUCAAAUUCUUAUUGCCGAAGAAGAAGUCCCCAAGACAUCAUUUCGAUGCCCUGGAACUUUGGGGACGUACGAGUGGGUCGUCAUGCCGUUUGGUUUAAAAAACGCAGGAGCAACCUACCCAAGGGCUAUGAAUGCCAUAUUUCAUGAAUUCAUUAAGAAGUUCAUGCAGGUGUAUAUUUAUGACAUUGUGAUAAAAUCGUCAUCUCAGGGAGGGCACCUAGAUCACCUUCGACGCUCGUUUGAUAGAAUGAGGAAAUAUGGAUUGAAAAUGAAUCCAUUGAAGUGUGCUUUCGGUGUGCAUGCAGGCAACUUCUUGGGAUUUGUGUUUAAGUACAAGAUCAGUGAAAAGUGUUCCAAUAAUGAAGUCGAGUACGAGGCUUUAAUAAUUGGUCUUCGACUCUUGAAAGGGUUGGGAGCCAGUCGAAUUGAAGUAAAAGGAGACUCGGAGUUGGUAGUCAAACAUGUACUGAGAAACGAAAACCAAGAAGCCAAUGAGCUGGCCCAAAUCAAUUCCGAAUAUAAGAUGUCCAAGUCGAAAUUCCAAGAUAUGAUUGAAGUUCGAGAGAAGAUGGUGUCGAACACACCACCGACAAAAGAUAUCCUCUACAGGAAUGACUGUCGUACAAAAGGGCUCGACGAAGAAUGUCAGGAAGCCUGUAGAGUCGAGAAGUCCUGGGAACAUGGAGUUUUCACUGUCAAAAGUUCAUCAUCAAUAGAAUGGAGAAAACCGAUUGUAGAAUAUUUGGAGAAUCCAGUCGGAGGUACUGACAGGAAAACCAAAUACAGAGCUUUGAGCUAUGUGUUGUCAGGAAACGAAUUGCUGAAGAAGACACCAGAAGGGGUACUAAUUAAAUGCCUAGGAGAUACUGAAGCGUAUUUAGCCAUAUAUGAGUGUGAAAAACCAUUCAAGUCUUAUCAAGAGAGCUUCCAUAUAUAUCAUUGUUAUGGCUUCUUACUCGACACUCGACUUUGGACAGAAGAGAUAUUCAGGUUUGUUUGGAUUUCAAUUUCUAUGUUUAAUAGUAAUAAGUUGCAUCAGUAA